This is a messenger RNA of Scomber scombrus (Atlantic mackerel), 2110 nucleotides long. It is a transcript of the gene stn1, whose product is annotated as STN1 subunit of CST complex. Gene Ontology annotation, biological process: nucleotide-excision repair; double-strand break repair via homologous recombination; DNA replication. Bases 527 to 1624 code for a protein of 365 amino acids. Gene Ontology annotation, cellular component: site of double-strand break; DNA replication factor A complex; CST complex. The transcript is spliced from 9 exons. Gene Ontology annotation, molecular function: single-stranded telomeric DNA binding. Lineage: Eukaryota; Metazoa; Chordata; Actinopteri; Scombriformes; Scombridae. The record is from RefSeq and is a predicted model, not a curated record.
UCAGUCUUCUGCUGCCCUCCUCUGUAUGGGAGACCUAACACAACUCAUGUAGGAGACGUUUCAACUAUUCGUGAUGAAACUGCAACGUAUUUUAGCUUAGUAAACGGACUACCAUGCAGUAUUUUACUUAUUCGCUGCUGCUGCAUUGUUUCCAUCCAGCACCCUCGCCUAUGUAAACAGGGAGUCAGAGUUCUUUGUGUCCGUCAAACUACAUAUCCCAUGAAGCAUUGCGAAACAUGAACGCGCUUUACAGACGAUACAAAUGCAAAUACAACUUUUUUUUAGCGUUAAAUAUUUUAAUACCACUCUACAACUGCAACCCUCUAGCUUAUACAUACAAAUACACACUACACAGUCACCGUUAGUUACACAUAAAUAUUUAAUAAGCGUCAACAGGCCGUCACGUGACCAUUACUUGUGUUCCUCUCCUGACACUCCGCAGCAGCUAGCUUACUUUCUUAGCAGACGCCAACACUAGAAACACUCAAAAAGGUAAAAGAAAAACUGCUUUUAUUCUCAUGAUGAAAUGCAGGCAGCUACGAUGGAUCCCGCGGAAGAGCCCCCAUCCCUGUUAUGGGGAAUGGACCCGGUCUUUUCUGCCUUUGCAAGGCUGUAUAUCAAAGACAUCCUCCAGAUGACAGAGUCCAUCCAGGUGCCAGGUAUUUACUUCUACAACUUCCAUCCGAUCUACAAAGUUGAUGUGCUUGGGACAGUGGUGUACAAGAGGGAAAGAGAGAAGUUCUUCUGCUAUGGAGUGGAUGACGGCACCGGUGUUAUAAACUGUCUGUGCUGGAAAAAUGACCUGUUGAAAGAGGAGGCGGAUCCUAAUAAACCAGCGGGAAAAGACAGUGACGGGGGUCAAGGGGGCUUCAAUCCAGCCGCCGAGUUGAAAAAGCUGAAACAGGCCCAGCAGAGUCGCUGCCGCCUGGAGAUCGGAGAGCUGCUCCGAGUCAGAGGACCGGUGAAGACGUCGAGACAACAGAGAGAAAUAAUGGCUUCCACCUUCUAUAAAGUGAACGACCCGGUGAUGGCGGUCCAGAUAGCGUGGAUGAUGGAGGUUCCUCAGCUCUACAGACAGUGCUUUGACAAACCACUCCAGCUGCAGCCAGAUGCCUCAAGCGACUCUGCCAUCAGUCCCCUCGGCAAGGCAACACACAUCAUCAAGGAUUUCUUAAAGCAGAGGUCAGUGACCAGGUUCAGACCCUAUGAUGUACAGGAGCUCCUGGAGCCUCUGAUCUCCAGCCAGCGUCAAGCCGCUUCAGCAGACCAGGAGCCUGUGGCGGGUCCGUCUGCGUGCCAGCAGCUCCGCCAGCUUCUUAAAGAGACCCUGCAGCUUUUACAGGACGAGGGCGUCGUGUACCGCAAGGUCAGGUCCCAGGAUGAAGUCUAUAAUGUGACCGUCCAGGAUAAAGACCUAUUUAUAGCCGUAAAAGACAUUAUCACGGUGGACUCCAAGAUAGAGAAGUAUGCCGAAAAGGGCUGUCACAUCCUGCACAUCCUGACUGCAGUGAGACACCGGUACAGCCUCAACGUGAGCAAAGCGGUGCUGGAGCUGGUCCUCAAAUCGCUGGAGUGCAACAGUGACAUCGUCAGCACCAGGGACAACUAUUAUACUGUAUUUUAACACGAGAGCGGUGGGGCUGGGUGAAUGCAGCACUACUUUAUGUGCGUAUAUACAGUACUGUGUAUAUCGUGGCUUUUUGCUCCAAAAUGUGAGCGUCUAAGAAGAUAGACAAUCAGGGAAGCUCUAUCUAUCUAUCUAAUCGAAGUUAUUUAUCGCAUUGGCACUAUUAUAUGUUGUCAGUGCUCAGCAGUUGCUACAAUUGACUAUUUUUGUAAAUAAAUAACAGAGCUGAAAAGAAAAAAUAAGGCUCAUGUACUGCCGGAUGCACCUGCUAGGAGAUACAGGGGCAAAAUGAGCUGCUGGGCCCCCCGUGCCCCUCAUGUUGCACUAACUCUUUGUUUAAUGUGUGCCGCCUUUUUGUUCCCUUUUUAAAUCUCUUGAUUUACUGCAGAAAAAUUUAAACAAACAAAAAAUGCCUAAAAGCAGCAAUAUACAUGACAUUUCCCCCCUUGUCCCCUUAUCCGCCCCCCCCCCCCCCCACCCGCA